This is a messenger RNA of Brachypodium distachyon (stiff brome), 2025 nucleotides long. RefSeq names its product PAP-specific phosphatase HAL2-like. The record is from RefSeq and is a predicted model, not a curated record. Gene Ontology annotation, biological process: phosphatidylinositol phosphate biosynthetic process; sulfate assimilation. Bases 231 to 1619 code for a protein of 462 amino acids. Gene Ontology annotation, molecular function: 3'(2'),5'-bisphosphate nucleotidase activity. Lineage: Eukaryota; Viridiplantae; Streptophyta; Magnoliopsida; Poales; Poaceae. The transcript has 4 exons.
UGCUGGGUAGUGGUGGGAACAGGGGAAAGCAGAGGAUGGCAUGGAGUUCGUCACAACCCACGGCAUCGGCUCGGGGCUGCGUUGCUCAGCAAUCGCGGGCGGCGGCUAACGGGAGGUGGGGGGAGAAGCAUCUCGGAACGGCCAGAUUCCGCAUAGUAUAUAUCGGAUCGAUCGAGGCAGCUGAAGAAGAGAGAGCGCCGCGCCGAGGGUAGGGUUCGGAUUCUAUCGCCAUGGGCAGCAUCCGCCUCUCCGCCUGGACGGCCGCGUCCUCAAGCCCCGCCGCACGAGGCUUCCCGCCGUCGGACUGGCGCGGACGGGUGCGCGGGCGCCGCCGCCGCGCCCACUGCGCCCCGCCGUCGGCGCCACCGCCGCCGUCUCUGGGCGCGAGCAGCCGCCUCCGGGUCGGGACGCAGCACGAGUUGCUCUGGGAUUGCCGCGGCGGCGGACUCGGAGGAGGGGGCCGAAGGGAUUACGCCAAGGAGAUGGAGGCCGCGGUGCGUGUCGUGCAGGUGGCCUGCACGCUGUGCCAGCGCGUGCAGGACUCGCUCCUCCUCGCCAACCCCGCCGGCUCCGGUUCCAACUCCGGCGGCGUGCACUCCAAGCUCGACCGCUCUCCGGUCACCGUCGCCGAUUGGGGCGUGCAAGCGAUAGUAAGCUGGUUACUCUCAGAUUUCUUUCGUGAUGAAAGUGUGUCGAUUGUAGCAGAGGAAGAUGAUCAGACGCUAUCUAGCAGCGAUGGCACGGCUUUGCUUGAGUCUGUUGUCGCGGCUGUCAAUGGUUGCCUGGUUGAAGCUCCAAAGUAUGGGCUGAGAUCCCCAGAGAAAGACCUCAGAGCUUCUGAUGUUCUUCAAGCUAUACGAAAGUGUAGCUCUGCCGGAGGUCCGAAAGGAAGAUUUUGGGUGCUUGAUCCUGUGGAUGGCACACUUGGUUUUGUGCGUGGGGACCAAUAUGCUAUUGCUCUUGCCUUAAUUGAAGACGGAGAAGUCGUGCUUGGUGUUCUUGGAUGCCCAAAUUAUCCAAUGAAGAAGGAAUGGCUCAACUAUCACCAACGAUACUACAGGUUGAUGUCUAAGGUUGCUCCCCCUGCAUCAGGAUCCUGGAACAAGGGUUGUGUGAUGUAUGCUCACAAAGGAUGUGGUCAAGCUUGGAUGCAACCAUUGGUUCAUGACUUUGGUAUGCUUAACUGGCAUAACUCAAGGGAGAUUCAAGUAUCAUCCGUCAGUGAUCCAGUUUCAGCCACAUUCUGCGAACCUGUUGAAAAAGCCAACUCAAGCCAUUCCUUCACUGCAGGACUUGCUCAUAGUGUAGGCUUAAGAAAGCAACCUCUGCGUGUGUACAGCAUGGUGAAAUAUGCUGCAAUAGCUCGAGGUGAUGCAGAAAUCUUCAUGAAAUUCGCUAGAGCUGGAUACAAGGAGAAGAUAUGGGAUCAUGCUGCAGGGGUAGUCAUCAUUCAAGAGGCUGGUGGAGUGAUCACGGAUGCUGGAGGUUGCCCGUUGGACUUCUCCAGGGGCGUUUACUUGGAGGGUUUGGAUAGAGGCAUAAUAGCUUGCUCUGGAGCAUUGCUUCAUCAUAGAAUUUUAGAAGCUGUUGAUGCAAGUUGGAACUCCUCAACAUUGUGAUGCAAGCAACACAGACCCUUACAGUCAGAUAGCCUGAUGUUGGUCGUAGCAUGCAAGAGUAACUCAACUCCUUUUGGAUGGCAGAAUUAGUCGUAUUAGUUUCACCCCCAAAGUAGUGCAGCAUGUAGCGUGAUAGCUUGUCUGCUCAUAAACAAGUUGCGGCAUGUGAUCCAAGAAAGCUGGCAUUUGCAUCUGUACAGAUGUAUACUAGCUAGGUUGAUGGGUUUUAUCGUUCCAUUUUUCAUCGGGGUGACAGCAUCCAUUAGAUCAGUCAGCAAGUGCUCAGCACCAUUCGUUGAGCCUGACAAUAUUGUCUGAACCCUUGACCAAUGGACUAAAUGAUCGCUGAUGUACUGUCUGCAAGUUCUUGCCUCUAUACUGUGCCUACAGUUCUUCUCAUUGUCUA